Molecule: messenger RNA, 5186 nt
Organism: Ceratitis capitata (Mediterranean fruit fly)
Lineage: Eukaryota; Metazoa; Arthropoda; Insecta; Diptera; Tephritidae
Gene: tutl
Product: protein turtle
Exons: 10
Coding region: 42-4772 (1576 amino acids)
Biological process (GO): dendrite self-avoidance; axon guidance; homophilic cell-cell adhesion
Cellular component (GO): plasma membrane; axon
Molecular function (GO): cell-cell adhesion mediator activity
Source: RefSeq, a predicted model, not a curated record
CAUAUUAUUAAUAACAUUUCUUACGUUAUAUUUCUAAAUUUAUGCUCUUUUUCCUUUUUGCAGAAGAUGCAGUACACAUUACGGCGAUACUCGGCGAAGGUGUCAUCUUCAAUUGUCACGUCGAGUUUCCCAAUGAUCAUCCGGUGCCGUAUGUCCUACAGUGGGACAAGAAGGUGAGCGAAACGGGCUCCGACUUACCAAUCUAUAUAUGGUAUGAGAGUUAUCCGGAACACAUCGAAGAGGGCUACAAGGGUCGUGUGUCACGCGUCUCACAGGACUCACCGUUCGGUUCGGCUUCACUCAAUUUGACCAACAUCAAGGAGUCGGAUCAAGGCUGGUACGAAUGUAAAGUUGUAUUUUUAAAUCGUGAUCCCAAGCAGCAUAAGAACGGUACAUGGUUCCAUUUAGACGUACAUGCACCGCCACGUUUUAGUGUUACACCAGAGGAUAUUAUAUAUGUUAAUUUAGGCGACUCAAUUAUUCUAAAUUGUCAAGCCGAUGGUACACCAACACCCGAAAUCUUAUGGUACAAAGAUGCUAAUCCCGUUGAUCCCUCGCCUACUGUUGGCAUCUUUAAUGAUGGCACCGAGUUACGGAUCUCCACCAUACGACACGAGGACAUCGGAGAGUACACUUGCAUUGCACGCAAUGGUGAGGGGCAAGUCUCCCAUACGGCCCGUGUUAUAAUAGCGGGCGGCGCUGUAAUCAUGGUGCCGCCCACUAAUCAAACCAAACUCGAGGGCGAAAAGGUGAUAUUUUCGUGCGAAGCGAAAGCAAUGCCCGGCAAUGUCACCGUUAGAUGGUUUCGAGAGGGCUCUCCCGUACGGGAGGUCGCCUCAUUGGAGACACGUGUUACAAUACGUAAGGAUGGUUCCCUUAUUAUAAAUCCCGUUAGCGCCGAUGAUUCCGGUCAAUAUUUGUGUGAGGUGACGAAUGGCAUUGGAGAUCCGCAAAGUGCUUCGGCCUAUUUAAAUGUUGAAUAUCCUGCCAAAGUGACCUUCACACCCACUGUACAGUAUCUUCCCUUCCGAUUGGCCGGCGUCGUACAGUGCUACAUCAAAUCGAAUCCCACACUGCAAUAUGUCACCUGGACCAAAGAUAAACGACUACUCGAACCGUAUCAGAUGAAGGACAUCGUAGUCAUGGCCAAUGGGUCGCUGCUCUUCACCCGCGUCAAUGAAGAUCAUCAAGGACGCUACACUUGCACACCGUACAAUGCGCAAGGUACGCAGGGUUCAUCUGGACCGAUGGAGGUGUUGGUACGAAAACCGCCCACAUUUACUGUCGAACCGGAAUCACUGUAUCAGCGGAAGGUGGGUGACAGCGUCGAAAUGCAUUGUGAUGCCAUCGAAGCGGAGGGCACACAACGUCCCACCAUCAAGUGGCAGCGGCAGGAUGGUGGAGAACUAACGGAAACGCAAAAAGUGCGUGUCAAAGUGUCCGGCGGCAAUAUAACCAUAGAAAACUUGCGUGGCGAAGAUUUCGGUUACUAUCAGUGUGUCGUUUCGAAUGAGGUGGCUACACUGAUGUCCGUGACGCAGUUGGUUAUCGAAGGCACACAGCCGCAUGCGCCAUACAAUAUCACCGGCAAAGCGACUGAGUCAUCGAUUACACUUCAAUGGAUGCCCGGCUAUAGCGGUGGCUCUGAAUAUAAGCAGGAUUAUACGAUUUGGUAUCGGGAGGCAGGCGCUGCUGAUUGGCAAACGAUUUCGGUCACACCAUCGGGCAGCACACAGGUCACCAUUAACGGUUUAGCUUCGGGCACUACGUACGAGUUUCAGGUGGUCGGCCGGAAUGUUCUCGGCGACGGGCUGAUGAGCAAAGUGAUGACGGUGCGGACAUUGGAAGAUGCCCCGGCAGCGCCACGUAAUGUCAAGGCUGCAACACAACCGCCAGAUCAUAUAUUCCAACUCAUGCCAGACGAAGCUGACCUUUUAGCGUAUUUUGACAUUUAUUUUCAUACCGAUUCGAAUGGUUCGAUCGUUUAUUCACCGCCAAAAUUAAACAUGAAAGGUCCCAAACCUGGUCCGCCACGCAAUCUAACCGUUACGGAAGUCUCAAACGGUUUUCUCAUCUCAUGGCAAGCGCCACUGGAACGUGCCCAUAUCGUCAAAUUCUACACCAUCAAAUACCGCACGGACGCCCAGUGGAAAACGUUGAAUCGUGGUCAAAUACGACCCGAAGAGACCCAAUAUUUAGUUAAGAAUUUAGUCGGUGGUCGUACAUAUUAUUUUCGCGUCUUAGCUAAUUCGGAAAAAUCCUACGAAUCCAGUGAUGAAGUGAAAUUUCCGGUGCCGGCACGUGUCAAGCAUAAAGCAAUAACAGCCGGUGUCGUUGGGGGCAUCCUGUUUUUUAUUGUUGCGAUCAUUUUAUCGGUUUGUGCCGUAAAAAUUUGCAAUAAACGUAAACGACGAAAACAGGAAAAAGAGUUCAAUAUGGUAGCUUGCCGGAUAACUGAUGCCCGUAAUAUAGCAGCAAAUAAUCACCAUUUGCAUCAGCAUCAACAACAACAACAGCAACAACAACAUCAACAACAACAACACCUACAGCAGCAACAACAGCAUCAUACGCAUCCACAUCAACAACAUCAAUUACAACAUAAUAUUCAUAGCCAUAGUACGGGCUCACUUUCCGCUGGUCAAGUGCCUUUAAAAAAAUUUAAACAAGCCCGAAUAUCAAGUCUAACCACAAUACUAAUUGCUAUACUACAUUGGAUUUGGCCGCCGGAUCGCUGCACCAACUGUCACUCAAUUUACAGUGCAUCCCACUCCGAUGAAGACGGCGGCCGCAACCGUCACUCGCUGAGUCAAAUUCAACGCUCCGUCGACGGGCGCUUUGUGCUUGCCGCAACGAAGGCGGGUAGCCACAGCAAGCUCAAUGCGCUUACAAAUGGUGCUGACAUGGAGGGCAUCGAUGAAGUUGACACCGUCGAAGGCAUACGUCGUCAUAGUCACGCAUCGCAAAACUCGUCGAGUGAUGAUGGCGGCUUUUUGUCGCGACGCAACUUUAUUACAGCGCGUGCCUCCUGGCGUCGUCCAUUGGUCGCCUCACCAUCUCAGCUCAGUUUACAAUCAGCUGUUGGUUCAGCACGUGGUUUCCUCCAGGGUUUGGGUGGCCUUUUACGUGUGGGCAGUAAUGCUGCUGUGGGUGGCAGUGGAAGUGGUCUCGCGGGUAUCUCGGCAGGUGGCGCCGCUGCGGGUGUAGGUGGAGAGGACACGGCUGGUAAUACUGGUGCACGCUAUCAGAACGUCUACCGUGGGCACUAUGGUCACAACAUUUAUCGAAAUUUGCAAUCAGUGCAAGCAGCGCAACCCGCCAGUCGUCCUUUGCAUAUAAAUACUUUGAGUGGCAGCACUUUUCUCGGUGGCCAUCAGUAUCAUCAGCAGCACUUGCAUGGCCUGCAUUUAACACCCAAUUUGUAUACGCCAUCGCGUAUAUCACGCAUCUUCUCAAGCUCGCCAGCCAGCACGCCAAAUGACACUCUGGGCAGUGGCACGCAUCACCAUGUCAAUGGGCUUGGUGACGCCGGGGGUUUGGGCGGAGUCGGUGGCGGCUUGCUAACCUCACCGUGGUCUAUGACGACGCCGGGUAGUGGACAUCUACAUCCACAUUUCAGCGAUUUGAGUAGCGUUUAUCCGAGCUCAGCUGAGCGUUCUCUGCCUACACCUUCAGCUACCAGUGGCAACCUGAGCCGUUACCGUUAUUACGCACAUGAGCUGCCCUCACUGCGCACUAUUCAGGAAGAAACGCGUCGCUACAAUCAGCAACAUCAGCAGGAGGAGAAACAGCAACUUGAGCUCCCAACCGCGGAUGGAUUUGUGCCCUUACAAAUACCUUCACCGCCUUCAUGGCGCAACUACUACCACUCACAAUUGCCAUAUCACAGCUAUAGACCACGUACGCGCUGGUAUCCGCGACAUUACGCACGCCUAUUUGGACGCUCACAACCCGAACUAAUGUCACCGUUGCCACACUUAAAUCUGACGCUACGCUCGGCGCCAGUUGGCGCCAUGGGUUUGGAAGCAUCACCAGAGUCACGCUCAAGCUCGAGCGGUUUCGGCUCGAAAAAUAACUCUAAUCACCCCCAAGGAUCUCAUCACUCGGGUAGCACAAGUGAAUGGCGGCUGCUGCCACCGUACAGACCACCACCACCACCACCAGCCAGCAACAGCGCCUACUUUGGCCUGACAUCACCCGGCAUCCAACAACAACAGGCGCAAGGACAAGCACCCGCAGGCUAUCAACAUCCACAAUUGCAUCAUCCGCCGUUAUUUAGCACCAACUCACUGCCGUACUAUCCACAUUACAGCAGCAGCUUACAACAACAACAACAACAACAGCAACCCAGACCCACAACACCUCCCUACACCAUGGAACACUGGUUGGGCAUGAUCUCAGAUCUCAACGCGGACACGGACAAUGUCAACCUGCCGAAGUCGGUGGACGUGGGCAGCGUAGAUGGCCACUACGAGUUCGAUCCGGCUACGCCGACACCGAGCAUAUCGACGCCAACCGGCGGCCUACUACGCGAAGAUCUUAACUUGCACGUAGAUACAACGGGUCAUCACACGCUGGGUCCGCUAGGCAGCGGCAGUUAUCAUCAUCAUACGAGCGGCGCUGCCACGUACGGCGGUCCAAUGAGAAAGACGCGCUUCUCACGCUACGACAAUGUGGAGGCGCGUCUGCAGGCGAUGCGUGAGGAAUUCUACGAGUAUCGUAAGCGCCAGGCAAUGCAGCAAGCUGGUGUAGCGGAGCUGGAGAGCGUGUGCUGAGGCUAUUUAGUUACAGCAUAUUAUAUUUGUAUAGGCUAUUUAGCGUAGUAUCUAUGUAAGUAGUAUGCGUGUAUGAGAGUGUGUUGUAGUUAGCAAUAAGUAGGGUUAGCUUAAAUUGUGUGUAAUGCAAAAUGAAAAACAAAAGCGAAACGAAAUUAGGAGCUCUGUAAGCUGCAUGAUAAAUGAAGUUGAUGAGAGUUUCGAGUAUUCGAAUUCGAAAACUUUAGUGCGAAAAUUGUAGCUCGAAAAAUGAUAUUCGAAACUUUAAGUUCAAAAUAUUUAGCAAAAAACUCGUGUUCGAAUUCGACGAGUUGAGUUCUCGAUAUUUAAGUUCGAAUUUUCGAACUUCAUUGUUCGAAAAUAUUCAUGCUCAAUUACAAAAACUAAUUGAAAUAAAGGCAUAAAUACAUAUUA